This is a messenger RNA of Aaosphaeria arxii CBS 175.79, 770 nucleotides long. RefSeq lists its product as uncharacterized. The record is from RefSeq and is a predicted model, not a curated record. The transcript is spliced from 2 exons. NCBI's taxonomy places the organism in Eukaryota, Fungi, Ascomycota, Dothideomycetes, Pleosporales. The annotation marks the transcript as partial.
GACUUUUUUGAGGCGCAGUCAGUCCCGAUGUCGACCAGCCAAGAGACCAGACAAGGCAACGAUGCGGUAUAUAUUUUAUUUCGUUCCGCGGUUCUGCCCCAUAAUCCAAGUACCGGGAUUCAAGAAUUAAAUCAAGAGUACGGAGUACAGACAAGACAGUGGGAAGGUGAGCUGUUGAAAUCUUGUCUAUCCUACUUCGACGUGACAUGCAUGAUUGCUGUUUGCUUUUUGAUACUCCCCAAACUCUGUUACAUGUCAGAUACGGGUCGGACGAGUUUCAGGUAGCAAGCCAGCCGCUGGUUUACCAAUCCCCGUCCAUUACCAAACAUCGCCAUCGCUCAUCGCCGUUACCGUCGCCUCCUCCGUCGCCAUUCGGUCGGUCCCCAGGCACCUUCGCGGUUAGUAACUUAGCAUCAACAACGUCAAAAGUCCCCGUUGUAUUCGGUCCGGCAUCUGAAAUAUCUUUCCGCUUCUUCUUGGUAUCCUAUCCACUCUUCCAGCACAAGACGCGUUUGCCCAGUUGCAUAAUUGACGGUGUCGGGAGUUGCCAAAUCGUCAUCAGUUCGUCCCGCGUUAAUGGCGGAUCUAGGUCCUUCGACUUCAGCUCCAGCUGCUCAGCCCAGUUCGACCGACCCGGCCAUCCAACCAACCAACCCGCCAGCUGGCCAGCCCAUGCCUCGUCCAUCUCCACUACUACUGGUAAGUAAAUGGGGGUGUUGACGAUGCUGAUGCGUAUUCGAGCAGCAUCUUUCGCCACUAGCUACGAGUAC